Molecule: messenger RNA, 3193 nt
Organism: Ictalurus punctatus (channel catfish)
Lineage: Eukaryota; Metazoa; Chordata; Actinopteri; Siluriformes; Ictaluridae
Gene: smyd2a
Product: SET and MYND domain containing 2a
Exons: 12
Coding region: 171-1478 (435 amino acids)
Cellular component (GO): nucleus
Molecular function (GO): protein binding
Source: RefSeq, a predicted model, not a curated record
CCCGGCUGAGCUGUUUGUCUUCUUACCAUGUGGUGUGCUUGGGUAGUGUUACUGGACCUUCUGCAGUUAUUCUCCUGAAAUCCGCAGAACAAACUAGUACUCUUGUUCGCGAAGAGUACUUUAAGUCGAGCUGACGACUUGACGUUCACGGCGAGGGCCACGAUCACAAAAUGAAAUCCGAGGGAAUCGAAGGUUGUGAGAGAUUCUUAAGCCCUGGAAAAGGCCGAGGGGUCAGAGCAACCAAGCAUUUCCAAGUGGGUGACCUGGUCUUUGCCUGUCCCGCAUAUUCCUACGUGUUGACAGUGAACGAGAGGGGGAGCCACUGCGAGUUCUGCUUCACAAGAAAGGAAGGGCUGUCCAAGUGUGGAAAGUGUAAGCAGGCCUACUACUGCAACGUGGAGUGUCAGAAAGGAGAUUGGUCCAUGCACAAGCUGGAGUGCUCUGCCAUGUGUUCAUAUGGAGAAAACUGGUGUCCCUCUGAAACUGUGCGACUGGUCGCUAGAAUCAUCAUGAAGCAGAAAUUCCAGACAGAGCUGACUCAGUCUGAAAGAUUGUUAUCCCUGAAAGAGUUUGAAGCACAUUUGGACAAGAUAGACAAUGAGAAAAACGAGAUGAACCAAACGGACAUUGCUGCACUCCAUCACUUUUAUUCUAAGCAUCUGGAUAUUCCAAGUAAUGCAGCUCUGGCAGAACUCUUUGCCCAGGUGAACUGUAAUGGUUUUACCAUUGAAGAUGAGGAGUUGUCUCAUUUGGGCUCUGCAGUCUUUCCAGAUGUUGCUUUGAUGAACCACAGCUGUAAUCCAAACGUGAUCGUGACUUACAAAGGUACAGUAGCAGAGGUCCGUGCUGUUCAGAAAAUCAGCCCUGGAGAGGAGAUUUUCAACAGUUACAUUGACCUCCUAUAUUCCACUGAGGACAGGAAUGAGAGGCUGAAGGAUUCAUACUUCUUUACCUGUGAUUGCACAGAAUGCACCACCAAAUCAAAGGACAAGGCCAAAAUUAAGAUUCGUCAGAAGCUGAGUACUACUCCAGAGCCAGAAGAAAUUCAGGAAAUGGUGAGGUAUGCCAAGAAUAUCAUUGAGGAAUUCAGGAGAGCCAAGCACUAUAAGACUCCCAGUGAGCUUCUAGAGAUCUGUGAGUUAAGUCUGGAGAAAAUGGGAUCCAUAUUCGAAGACACCAAUGUGUACAUGCUGCACAUGAUGUACCAGGCCAUGGGUGUCUGUCUCUACAUGCAGGAUUGGGAUGGAGCCAUGAAGUAUGGCGAGAAAAUAGUGCACCCAUAUAGUGUGCAUUACCCUCAGUACUCACUCAAUGUGGCGUCUAUGUACCUGAAGCUUGGAAGACUGUACUUGGGACUUGAGAAAAAGCCACAAGGAGUGAAAGCUUUAAAAAAGGCUAUUGCCAUCAUGAAUGUUGCAUUUGGAAAAGACCAUCAUUACAUUGCCGAGGUAAAAAAGGAAAUGGAAGAGCAAAAGUAACUGAGAGGACCUCUGUAAAUUCAAGAAUGGCUAUAUGGCAUGCAACUAAUACCUCUGCUUGCAUACAAAAUAAUGUCUGUUUCUCUUUGUCGUUUUGAGUUUUGUUCUCUUUGUCAUUUUGUUUGUUUUACAAAUGAGUGCUGACUUGGGUCCUUGAUAUUGAGGUGCUGGUUCUGUUAGCUGUCUGUAUACUCUGAAUAAAUAUGCACUGUUUAUGUGAGCAAGGGCUAAUAAUUAAGUAUUAAAUAUAAUUGUCCUUAACGAUUGUCUUAAAGGUACUUCUUUAACUUCUUUGGCAUACCAUGCAUCAACCACACUGUAAAAAUGACUGUUAGCUUGGCCACAGAAUUUACUAAUACCAUAUUUGGAUGAGUAUUUAGCAUGAUUAUAUUAAUUGUCUGGAUAGUGUGGCAGGAAAGAUUGCCUUUGAUUCAUGCCAAAGCGCUAUAAUAUCUGUAAAGCCUACACUACGUCCUUUAACUACUCUUGGCACCACAAAAAAUAUAUAUAUUUUAAUAAAAGCCAUUGGUUUUUUAACAUUUCUUGGGGUAAUGUUAAUGCAUAGAUUUGUCAAUAUGAUUUUUUUUUUUUAACAUAACUGUUAUGAAGUAGACUCAAAAACCAGUAAUAGUAUGUUUGUCAAUGUGUUAUUGUUCAGUAACACACUGACAGACAUGUCUACUAAAAUAACAGAUCAGGUAUAUAGUGGAGGUCCAAAUGCAUGAGACCACUAGUAAAAAUGCUUCUAUUUUGCAUUCUUUUUUUAAUAAAAAAAAAAAAAUCAUUAAAAACUAUAGCAACAACUUAAGUGAAAAGUAAAAUCUUGAGCCCUAUUCGGAUUUUUACACAAUAUGGCCAAAUGUUCUAUUUAUUUUUGCUCCACUGGCAGAAGUAGAUCGCGAAGAAGAUACUCACUCACUUUAUAGCCCAUUGGCUACUUGGCUGGCUAGUUCACACUGAUUUGUACGUUCCCAUUAAAGGUGCUUCCAGUGAAAUUGGCUUUCUUCUUCGUUUUCUUCGUUUUCAUCUCAUCUGAGAUUUCAUAUUUUAAGUCAAAAGUUAUAUUCAUGAAAAAUGUAUCGUUUGCCAUAUCCACUGAUGAUGUCACCAACACUACUUUUAGUAACAGUCUCGAACUAGGAAGUGGAAUUUUAUGUGGUGAAAACACGCACACAAUAAAUAAUAAAUUUGUAUAAAUAUUGAAUAUUAAAGAUGUUGGAUAUUUUCUUUUUUUGUUUGAAAUUUUUCAGAAUUCUGAAACUGUAUUUCUAGUUUUAAAUCUGGUCUCACACGAUUGAACCCCAGUGUAUAACUUACCUGUUCUGAUAUUUUAAUAGUAAAUCUUUUUUUUUUAAGGACUGGAGUCCUCAACAAAAAUCUAUACUCCUUUCUAUCGCUAGUCCUUUUUAACAUCAGGAUGCACACUUUUAUGCUCCGUCAGAAUUGCUACUAUUCUACACUUUUCAUAAGAAAAACUAAUACCAAUUAUGGAAGAAGAAUAGCUAAAGACCUAACUACACUGAAUACCUUGAAUAGAAUAGUCUUUAAACAAAAAAAAAUGUAGCAGCAGAUUUAAAAAAAAAAAAAAAAAAAAAAAAAAAUAGGCCAAAAAAUGCAAUAGUGAAUAUAAAGAAAGACUUGAAACUUCUCAGUAGCAGAAAAAUGUAGGAACUCCAAAGCAGUGAGAAUCUUUGGCAGAUUUGAAAAAAAAAUAA